This is a messenger RNA of Cygnus olor (mute swan), 4318 nucleotides long. It is a transcript of the gene PBX3, whose product is annotated as PBX homeobox 3. Gene Ontology annotation, molecular function: DNA-binding transcription factor activity, RNA polymerase II-specific; RNA polymerase II cis-regulatory region sequence-specific DNA binding. The record is from RefSeq and is a predicted model, not a curated record. Gene Ontology annotation, cellular component: nucleus. The coding region runs from base 1581 to 2840 and encodes 419 amino acids. NCBI's taxonomy places the organism in Eukaryota, Metazoa, Chordata, Aves, Anseriformes, Anatidae. Gene Ontology annotation, biological process: brain development; embryonic organ development; regulation of transcription by RNA polymerase II. The transcript is spliced from 9 exons.
UCCCUGCCGGCGGCCGCGGCGCUGCUCACAGGGUAACACGUCUGCGGGGUGAGUGAGUGGCGUUGGCAGGCUGUCAAUCCCUCACGGAGCGGCCAUCAAACACCAUAAAACACACACCGGCACCGCGCCGCCGGCCCCAUAAAUCCCGGCCGGCUGGUAUUUUUGCACAUUGCUUUGCAGAGAGUGUGUAAUUAAUUUUUUUACAGUUCUUUCCCCUUUAUUUCCGCUCUUUUCUUUGCGCGAGUCCAAACUUUUGAUCGCUGCUGUUUCCCCCCGUUGCACAGACUUGGGACCAUUUGUUAUUUUUGGGGGGAGGGCAAUUAAUUUUUUUUCCCUCUGUGAUUGUGUUUUCCUGGCUUUUUUUUUAUGUUGCAAUUUGGGGGUGGGGGUGCUCGCUCGGUUUGUUGUGGUUUUUGCUGUUUGCCACCCUCCUAACUUCUUCGGGAUUUGCAAGCAAGUUUUUUGAUUUUGUGUUUUUUUGUGUUUUUUUUUUUUUUUUUUUUACUUUUUUCAUCUUUUUGCAAAGAAGAUUUUUGGACAAGUGGGGAAAGACACAAAAAGCAACAAUAAAAAUAAAAAGGGGAAAAAAAAGGCUUUGGAGGAAGAUUGUACCAAGGAAAGAAAACUGCAAAGAAGCCUUAUCAAGUCAUUUAUCCCAGCCGCAGAUAUGAUGAUGAUGAAAGAAGACUGUAACUAAAGAAGAGAGUGAUUUACUGCGCUGGAAAGGAGAAGAGAGUGGAAUAAACUGCUGAGACCCGGUCCAAACACAGAUACUGAUUUUUUGUUGUUGUUGUCGAUCUGGUUUUUGCCUUUUUAUUUAUUUCUCUUUUCACGCGCGUGUGUGCGAGGACAGAGCGAGGAGUCAGGAACUGAGACUGACUUCGGGAGCCGGAGACCUCUUCGCCUUUUCCUCCCGCAGCCCCCGCUCCGCUCCCCGCCGGCGGCGCAGCCCGCUCGCCCGCCGCUCCGCCCGGCAGCAUCGAUCGGGCUGCGGCGGAGGCCGGCAUGGACGAGCAGUCCAGGAUGCUGCAGACUCUGGCCGGCGUGAACCUGGCCGGCCACUCGGUGCAGGGGGGCAUGGCUCUGCCUCCUCCCCACGGACACGAAGGGGCAGACGGCGACGGCAGGAAGCAGGACAUCGGGGACAUCCUCCAUCAGAUCAUGACCAUCACUGACCAAAGCCUGGAUGAGGCACAAGCAAAGUUGGUUUCGUCUAAUUAAACCUUGUCUUGUUGUGUGUGUGGGUUUUGUUCCUCUCCUCCCUGCUCCUCCGCGGAGAGCCGGCGUCUCACCGGCAGAGCAACUCCCGAGCGCUGUAGCAGAGAUCGCAAGCAGCCGAGGCCGAACCAGAGUCGCUGUUUAAUGAUUUUUGUUGUUGUUGUUCCGAUAAAAUAAAUAGAGACCCGCGCGGUGCCGGGGCCGCGUGCCGCGCCGCCCGGCUCGGCUGCAGCCCGGCGCUGUCGGGGCGCCUCAGCCCGGCUCGGCCGCGGUCCCCGUCCCGGUCCCGGUCCCGGUCCCCGCGGCUCCGCCGGGCCCCGUAACUUUGUGGCCCGGCCGCCCCCUGCCCCGGGCGGCGGCAGAUGAGCGGCAAAGCCGCCGGGAGGUCGGUGCCGGGGAAGCCCGCGCCGCCCCAGCCGCAGUCCUACCGAACAAAGGCCGCCGGCGCCCGAGUUGCCCCCGUCCCCCAUAAAUCAGCCGCCGGCCGCGGCCCCGCGCUGAUUUACGCUGCCCGCAGGAAGCACGCGCUCAACUGCCACAGGAUGAAGCCCGCGCUCUUCAGCGUCCUCUGCGAGAUCAAGGAGAAAACAGGUUUGAGCAUCCGAGGAGCCCAGGAGGAAGACCCUCCCGAUCCCCAGCUAAUGAGACUAGACAAUAUGCUUCUGGCAGAAGGAGUCUCAGGUCCGGAGAAAGGUGGGGGAUCGGCAGCAGCAGCUGCAGCCGCAGCAGCCUCUGGAGGGUCUUCAGAUAACUCUAUUGAACACUCAGAUUACAGAGCCAAAUUGACCCAGAUCAGACAAAUCUAUCACACAGAGCUGGAGAAAUAUGAACAGGCAUGUAAUGAAUUUACCACACAUGUGAUGAACCUUCUCAGAGAACAGAGUCGGACACGUCCCAUUUCUCCCAAGGAGAUUGAAAGGAUGGUGGGCAUCAUUCAUCGAAAAUUCAGCUCCAUCCAGAUGCAGCUCAAACAAAGUACUUGUGAAGCGGUCAUGAUUUUAAGGUCAAGGUUCCUUGAUGCCAGGCGGAAAAGGCGCAACUUCAGUAAACAAGCCACAGAAAUCUUGAAUGAGUAUUUUUACUCCCACCUCAGUAACCCUUACCCCAGUGAAGAAGCCAAAGAAGAGCUGGCAAAGAAAUGCAGCAUCACAGUAUCGCAGGUGUCCAACUGGUUUGGAAAUAAGAGAAUCAGGUACAAGAAGAACAUCGGGAAGUUCCAGGAAGAAGCCAACCUUUACGCGGCAAAGACGGCUGUGACCGCAGCACAUGCCGUGGCCGCGGCCGUCCAGAACAACCAGACAAACUCCCCCACCACACCAAACUCUGGUUCUUCUGGUUCUUUUAACCUCCCAAAUUCUGGGGACAUGUUCAUGAACAUGCAGAGUCUGAAUGGGGAUUCUUACCAGGGGUCCCAAGUCGGAGCCAAUGUGCAGUCACAGGUGGAUACCCUGCGUCAUGUUAUCAAUCAGACGGGAGGAUACAAUGAUGGCUUGGGAGGAAAUUCACUGUACAGUCCACAUAAUUUAAAUGCUAAUGGAGGCUGGCAGGACGCAACUACUCCAUCUUCUGUGACUUCCCCUACAGAAGGGCCGGGAAGUGUGCACUCUGAUACCUCUAACUAAUCUCCUAGCAACACUUUUUCCCUGAGCUGAGAUGCCUUGAUUAGCGCAUUCAGAGUCACAGGAGAAAAAGGAAAGAAUUUUUUUGUAGCCAACCACCUACAGCUUUACUGUAAAACCUUGUCUUAUUAGAAAACUUGGUAAAUCUGUUUUUUAAAGGUAUCAUAAUCAUUUGUAUUUAUACUUAAAACACACAAUGUUAAAAAGCACUUUAUCCAAUUAGGCCAAGAUUUAGCAUUGUUUAUAGCCCUGUAACUAUUUUAUCAUAAUUUAUUAUCAACAGUUUUAACAAUAUUCGUCUAACAGUUGCCAAUUACUUGGCCUUAAGGGUAAAAGAACAGUACAAGUUUAACCUCAAUAGCAAGAGCAAACACAAAGAAACACCUCACCUAAAUUUAACUUCUUGCAUAUUUCCAUGGAAAGUCUAAAUGAAUUACAGACUUUGAUUGUGUUUAAUCUUUUCAUAUCUCUUAUAGAGUUGGAAUAAAAAGAACUGUUCGGUCAUUUCAGUUAACAACGGUUGUGUUUAAGAAUCAUAUUCAUCACAUUUUUGUUGUGAUCUAUUGUUUUAUAAAUUAGAUUGGAUACCAGGAGCAUCUUUUCUUGCUAAAAACACCGGGAGUCUACUCUCUGUAUUUCAACAAUGGACGUAGAUUGUUCUUAAGAGAUGAAGAUACUUGCUGCUUAUUUCUGUGAAAGCCAAGAUCUGGGGUUUUACAGUACGAGCUAGGUGCUGCACAUGAUUGCCAAGAUUUGUUACUUCUUCUUGGCAACAAAGCAAAUUAAAAAAAAAAAAGGAAAAAAAGCAAAAGAAAAAAAAGCACCAUUAUAUGGAGUGUUGUAUAUAGUGUAGCAAAAGAGUAUUUAUACAUCUCACCAAUCAAAACACAGCUUUAUUACCUCAUGCGAACUCAUACAAACCAAUAGACUUUCAACAUGUUCUGUAGCUUAGAGUGCUCACUUACUACCUCUGAACGAUACUCACGCUGUAGUUUGUCUCUUUCUUAUCUUUUUGCAUCUUGUAAUUAACUCUUUGUUUCCCUCAUGAAAUGUAAUGUACAUUGUAAUCUUUUAAAAGAAUCAGGGUUGCAUUUGCAACUUUUAAAAAAGCUAAAGUGGAAACAUUGGGUCUUAGGUUUAACACAAAACAGUAAAACUGUUGUAAAUACUGAGAAACAUUUUGAAUGUUCUUCAUCUUGUUACUAAUCCACGCAAAAAAUACAACUAAUUGUAAUGCAUACAGACUUCAGUAUUCAGUACUGUAUAUUCCACCCUGUGUAACAGGGCGCCCUUUCUUUCUCUCUUUUGUAUUGUAUGCGAUUCUGAAACUGAUUGAGUCAUGAAAAUAAUUUGUGGCAGUGAUUCUAAUGUAUUAAAACGUUUCGUGUUACUUUCUAACUGGAUUACACCCUGGAUUGAAAAGUCUUCCUCGUGGUAGUUAUAUGUAGUUUCAAACAUGAAUAAACUUUUUGCUUUCAUGA